Colletotrichum scovillei is the source of this 1868-nucleotide messenger RNA. RefSeq lists its product as uncharacterized. Gene Ontology annotation, biological process: actin cortical patch assembly; actin filament organization; endosomal transport. Gene Ontology annotation, molecular function: calcium ion binding; protein binding. Lineage: Eukaryota; Fungi; Ascomycota; Sordariomycetes; Glomerellales; Glomerellaceae. The record is from RefSeq and is a predicted model, not a curated record. The transcript is spliced from 3 exons. Bases 345 to 1544 code for a protein of 399 amino acids. Gene Ontology annotation, cellular component: plasma membrane; cytoplasm; nucleus.
CGCUCAGCCAAGUUACAGAAGCACUGCCUCCCACUUCCAACCCGCCGAUUACCCCAAAUCCACAUCCUUGGCCGAGCUCCCGUCCCACGCGGCCUAACGACGAUCCACUCAGCAACAACGACACCUCUCCGGCCAAGCCUUCACCAUCUCCGGUUCACGAGAUCCUCCAAACCUCUGUUGAAUUGCUUCAUCAAGCAGUCUCCAAAGACAAAUCAUCUAUCUGCGCACCGCAGUUCCCGCUACACGAACGAGGCCCGAGCAAGCUCGCCCGGCCCCCUUCGUCAACUUCCGUCCGCCGACGCUCUCCUCCGUGUACACGAACACAUCUACACAUACCGCACAUCAUGGCGCCUCCUCGCAUCGAAGCACAAGAAAUUGAGACGUACUGGAACAUCUUCUCCACCCGGACGGGCGGGGGCCAGUUCCUGACGGGAGAACAGGCCGCGCCGGUGCUGAAGAAUAGCGGCCUGACGGACAACCAGCUCGAGAGGGUGUGGGAUCUCGCCGACGUCGACAAUGAUGGAAAUCUCGACUUUGAGGAGUUUUGCGUUGCCAUGAGAGUUAUUUUUGAUAUCCUGAAUGGCGAAUACUCAGAUGUCCCAACGACACUCCCCGAUUGGCUCGUCCCCGAGUCCAAGGCACAUCUCGUCCAGGCGAAUCGCGCGCUCACAGGAAGGCAAGUGGCGUUUGAGCAAGUCGACGACGAUCCAGACUCCCCAGGGCUGAAGGAUGGAUUCGACUGGUACAUGAGCCCAGCGGACAAGUCCAAGUACGAGUCGAUAUACCAAGAGAACCGGGAUGCACGGGGACAAGUAGCAUUCACUGCUCUCGAGGACCUCUACGAGUCCCUCGAUGUUCCUGACACCGACAUCCGCUCCGCCUGGAACCUCAUCAACCCCUCAGCUGGCCAAUCCAUCAAUAAGGACGCCUGCCUCGCCUUCCUCCACAUCCUCAACAACCGCCACGAAGGCUUCCGGAUUCCGCGCACCGUCCCCGCCUCCCUCCGGGCCUCAUUUGAGCGCAACCAGAUCGACUACCAACUAGACAACCAGACCCCCGGCGCCUCCCGAUGGGCGACAAAGGCCGACGACUCAACGGCGACGGGCCGCAAGGCCAAGUUUGGCGACCAGUACCUCACCCGCCUGGGCCGCAGCGGCUUCAAGUCCAGCGGAACCGACUUCUCCACGGCCAAGACGGACGACUGGGAGGAGGUCCGCCUCAAGAAGCAGCUGCAGGAGCUGGACGAGAAGAUGGCCCGCAUCGAGGCCGACGUCGAGCGCAAGAAGGGCGGUAAGCGCGACGGCAAGCCCGCCCUCGUCAAGCGCGAGCUCGAGCAGCUGCUCGACUACAAGCGCAAGGAGCUCAAGGACCUCGAGAGCGGUGCCGGCAAGGGCCAGGGCGGCGGCGGUGGGCUGAAGGGAGUAGCGGACGAUUUGCAGACGGUCAAGGAGCAGGUUGAGGGUCUCGAGACGCAUCUCGCGUCGCGGCAGGGUGUGCUUGACCAGCUGCGGAGGGAGAUUGAGGAUGAGAAGUCGAGCAGAUGAAGAUGAGAGGUGGUGGAGGUUUAAAGAGGGAGGGAGAGGAAAAAUCCAAAUUUGACAGCGUCUGUUUCUGGUGCAGGGCGGGCGGCUUGCUUGGGUUAUCUUUUAUAUGUCUUCUUUCGAGGUAGGGAUGACGGGCCCGGUCUGGUUUGGGUACCCCUUUCUCACAUUCAAUUCAGGGAGUUGCUCUUUUUCCAUCUCUACGCAUAUUCCACGUGCAUGUAAGACUAUAAUGUUUGCCGGUCCGCUGCUUAGAUUGAUGAGAUGCAGAAGAGGUAGGGGGGCUUUGAGUCAAAGAUUGUGCUUCCAAUAGGUAGAACACAGGAG